UUCCUCUUUAGAGGACUCACAUCUUUGCAUGCUGAGGGUUUCUUCUCCUACAUGACAACUACUGUUUUCAUUCAUCACAAUAACAAACAUCACCAUGCUCUCCACUCCAGUCCAGCCUGUGGCAGUAGUGUGACAACAGGAGGAGGAAACAGGAGGAGAAGAAGAAAGAACCCGGAUGUUUUGGGACUCUGUCGGCUUUACAGAAAAUGUCUAAAAAGUCAAAAAAGAGAAAGCGCAAGAAGUCGUCAUCCUCAAGUGAAGAAGAUUCGAAGUCCAAGGAACAAGAUGUUGCCAAGAAUUACAAAAGUGGCAGGAGGAACCACGAUGUAAAGGAGAGAUAUAUACCUACCGUUAAAGAUGUUUCCCAAAGCACCCGCCAGAUCAAAACGCCUGUUUACAGACUGUCAAAAACACAAGUAACAGACCAGAAACCUGUUGACAAGGAAGAACGUACAAAACCAAAAAGUGGUGUUGUGCCAUUACAUAGGGAAAAAUGCUCUAGUAGAGCAAAACAUGAUAUUUCAGGGAAUGAUAAUUCUGUCAGUGGGAGUAAGACUGUGGAAAGGGGACCCUCAACACCCUCGAACGAUGCAGGUACAGCUCCUCAGAGGACAGAGAAGACAUCUAAAGGCAGCUUAGAUGAAACGUCUUCCCAGAGCAGCUCAUCCAAAUUAAAAAAGCAGCGAAUGAGUCCCAGUGUGGUUUCUGCUGAACAGAAGCAGGAUAGAUUGAAGAGAAAGUGCAGAGCUGAGGAACCACCAAGGACUGGAAAUGACAGCAACGCUGUCAAGACCAGAGAACCCAGCAGGACCUCCUCCGUCUCCAAGGAGUCUUCAUGGCAGAAGAGAACAGAACUGUUUGAGAAGAUAUGCCAAAGGCAGCAAGAAAAUAAGGCCAAAAGGAGCCCGUGUAGAGAAGCAAAAACUCACUCUGCCUCAACCACAAAGCAAAGGAGCCCGUGUAGAGAAGCAAAAACUCACUCUGCCUCAACCACAAAGCAAAGGAGCCCAUUUAGAGAAGCAAAAACUCACUCUGCCUCAACCACAAAGCAAAGGAGCCCGUGUAGAGAAGCAAAAACUCACUCCGCCUCUACCACAAAGCAAAGGAGCCUGUUUAAAGAAGCAAAAACUCACUCUGUCUCUACCACUCACUCUGCCUCUACCACAAAGCGAAGAAGCCCAUUUAGAGAAGCAGAAACUCACUCUGCCUCUACCACAAAGCAAAGGAGCCCGUGUAGAGAGGCAAAAACUCACUCUGCCUCUACCACAAAGCAGAGGAGCCCGUUUAGAGAAGCAAAAACUCACUCCGCCUCUACUACAGAGCAAAGGAGCCCGUUUAGAGAAGCAAAAUUUCCCUCUGUCUCUACCGCAAAGCAAAGGAGCCCGUGUAGAGAAGCAAAAACUCACUCUGCCUCUACCACUCACUCUGCCUCUACCACAGAGCAAGGGAGCCCGUUUAGAGAAGCAAAAUUUCACUCUGUCUCUGCCACAAAGCAUUUCUCCACCUCAGCCAAUCAGGCUGUCUCAGUUAGCAGCUCAAAACUGGUGAAGAAUGUCACUACAAUCCCAGGGAAGUUCACAUCAGUGCCACAUAAGACAGUUAAGGCAUCAUCUGCUCAGCAACAAAUAUUCCCUUUUGCAUCACCUCUGCCUAUUAAGUUUAAGAUAGCAAAAAAGGUUCAACCAAGGCCAGGAUUCAAGGCCACUUUUCUGGAGGUUACACCUAGUUUUUCAUCUGAAGAACAAGAUAAGAGGUCAUCUUUGUCAGACCAACUCCCAGCUACGUCUCAUAGCGUCGCUGAGCUGUGGUAUGACCAGGUAAAAAACUCAAAAAGGGUUCAACCAAGGCCAGUAUAUAGCCCCGGUAAGAAUAACAAUGUUAGAUCUAGAGACAGAAAUCUCAAACAUGGGAUUGAGCUUUCUGACUCUGGGGCCUCAAGGAGCAACUCCAAGCAGGAUACUGUCCAACAAGCUCCCACCUUUUUGGAUGUUACACCUAGUUUUUCAUCUGAAGAACAAGAGAAGAGGUCAUCUUUGUCAGACCAACUCCCAGCUACGUCUCAUAGUGUCACAGAGCCGUGGUAUGACCAGGUAAUAAACUCAAAAAGAGUUCAACCAAGGCCAGUAUAUAGCCCCGGUGAGAAUAACGAUGUUAGAUCUAGAGACAGAAAUCUCAAACAUGGGACUGAGCUUUCUGACUCUGGGGCUUCAAGGAGCAACUCCAAGCAGGAGACGGUCCAACAAGCUCCCACCUUUUUGGAUGUUACACCUAGUUUUUCAUCUGAAGAACAAGAUAAGAGGUCAUUUUUGUCAGACCAACUCCCAGCUACGUCUCACAGCGUCACUGAGCCGUGGUAUGACCAGAUGACGGUGGUGGAAGAGCUUCAUCUUGCCCGCUCUGAGAAGAGAUUGGAGAUGAAUGUAAUGCAAAGCUAUGGGGAACUCACCUGUAUGGACACAGACCCUCCAGAAGGAGCUGCAGACCCACACUGUCAACAACCUCCACAGCAAGACCUUAUCAUUGUUUUGGACACCAACAUUCUCCUCAGUCACCUGGGUUAUGUGAGACAGAUCCAAUGUCACGGCCUUGUGCUGAUCCCCUGGGUGGUGCUUCAGGAACUGGAUUCCCUAAAAAGUAAGAGAGGCAUGCCAGGUUCUGUUGCCCACCUGGCAAUUCCUGCCAUCUCGUACAUUUACAACUGUCUGAAGAAUCGGGAACCUAACCUGAGGGGGCAGUCUGGGCAGCAGGCUGCCGAGAGCAUCGAUGGUCUGAAUGCUGAGAAUAACGAUGACAGGGUGCUGCAGUGCUGCCUGCAAUACCAGAGUCUAUAUCCAGAGUGUGCUCUCAUUCUAUGCACUGAUGAUAAGAACCUAUGCUGUAAGGCCCUCAUGAGUGGGGUGACGGCCCUCAGCAAGAGUGAUUUAGAGGCAGAGAUCGGAAGAUCCAGACAUGGCUUUCACCCUCCGCAAAACAUUAAGCCUCCCAUGCUGCCUCACAUCGGCCCUCUUGUGUCAUUACCAAUGCAGAGCAGGAGAUGUGCAGCGGUCCAGCCACACUGUCAAGAGAGAACAGGCUUCUUUGUAGAAGAGAAAGAUAACAAGCGACUGAGCGCAAUUGAGGAUGAAGAGGAGACAAAAUGGAACAAUAGCAGUGUUUGUGAACUAGAAGUCUGCCUCCGAGACGUGCUGUCUGAUGUGUUAGAGGUGGAGAUGAAGGCCGCUUACAAUGAGCUCUGGCUAGAGAUAGUUUACGUAAAACCACCCUGGACUCUUCGAGAUGUCUUGCAGUGUUUGAAAAAGCACUGGGUUGCUGUCUUUGGGCAGGUUGUCCCACGGUGGAUGGAGCAAACUGUUUUAAAACUCAUCGACUUCUUCAACUCAGGUAAAACGGCGGACUAUAGCGCUGCCUCCGCAGCCUUCCAAGAAGCUAAGGAGCUUGUGGAAGCAUUCAGGAAGAGUUCAACCCUUGUUCCCAGUGCCAUCUCCAUAAUGGACAACCUUUACAAUAAGCUACAUCCGCAGUGGGAAUCUCCUGCCGGUGAUGUUGUCAUGAAUGAUAAGGAUGAAGACAAACAGCCCAUGUCUGCUCAGGUCUCUCACCAGGAGGUGUGGGCUGUGUUUGAGAACAUCUGGUCCUAUGUUUUUCAAUUGAGCUUGGAAGUGUUCAAUGCUCUGGGCUUUGACCCUCACAACAUGCGGAGUGCUCAGCCAGUGGGAGGUCCCCCACCACCGCAGGGCGCCUUGGACUGUCUGCACAGACUGUCCUCCAUGGUCUCACAGCUGCUUCAAUCUUUCAGCAGUGUCUUGUCCUCACCUCCUGGUUUAGAAGAAGUCCAGACGCUUCUCGGCAUCAUCCACUCUAAUAAGGUUGUUGACGAGGAUUCCAGAGUGACAGCCAAAGACUUUCUCGAUUGUUUCUCACAACAAGAAUACAGGGAGAAGCUGAGACUUGGAGGGAACCAGUUAAUGGAGCUAAAAGAGGCCCUGGAUCGUUGUGUCAGUACCACGGGUCAACACAUCACCUUUACCACACUACCGUGCUGAUCGGCUCAGAAUCAGAGAGUCUGCAGCACAUCAGCUAAACAGAUGCACUGAAUAAAGUGAUAUCCUUUACUUGAAGCAAUAACUACAAUUUGAAGGUGUUUCUGCUUAUACUGUGCCUCCAGUGAUUGAAGCUGUUUACCUUUUUUUAUUUCCAUUUAUAAAAAUCACACAUUGUUCUGUUUCCCUGAAUGAAUGGAUGAUCUCCAUCAUUCUAAAGGGCAAUACAUUCAUCAAACAGCUGUUCUGUAUUCAGAGUUCAACUGCAUCAAGUAUUGCUUUCAAUAUUCCCACUACUGCUACUUUACACCUGGUUCUCAUAUAUCGUGCUAAAUCACAGUUGAGCAGUGAUUUCUCAUCUUUCACCCUUCACAGGGAUUUUUUUAUUUCAGUUCAGCAAGUCUAUAAACAUUCAUGCAUAUAAAAUAUUGUACUAUUUUGUUAGAAGUGAUUUAGUUAAAUCACAGCGCUGCUUUCAUUAUUAUUAUUUAAACAUUUAUAUGUAUGCAAAAAUAGAUAUAUUUAGAGAUAUUUUUGGACCAUAUGAAUGUGUGAUAUGCAACGAUGUUUGAAGCUCCAGGUGUAGCCCUCGGCCCACUGUGACAACUGACAGACAGCUUUUUUUUUUAAUGAAAGUCAACUAUAUUUUAACGUCUGUUCACUGUUUCUCAACCCAGAUCCUAUUAAACAGUUGGUUCCCAUUAUUUAUGAUUGUUCAACUUCACUGAAUGCUUCAGUUCACUUGGCUUAAAGGGAUAGUUUAGGUGUUUUGAAGCAGGGUUGUAUGAGGUAGUGAUCCAUAGUCAGUGUAUUACCUACCUAGAUGACAGCCGGCACGCCCUCAGUUUUGAGAAGCAGACAGGAGUUACCGCACGGAAGCAAAGCAAUGUACAGCUGUGGACGGGGCCGGCAGCAAAACGUAGUUCAGCCACCUAAAAGAAAGGCCCACCUAAAAAAAAAUCAAUAUCUGUUUAAGUGUCUUUAAGUGUUUAAGUGUAUGUGUCUCUAUAUUUAGAAUAUUUUCGCUGGUUUACCUUACAUACUAUUUGUAUCUAAGAAAAGACUUUAAUAGAGUUUAGUUUGAAAACCUGUUUUCAUCUUUUGCUAGAAGAAAUGUAAAUAAUGUGUGAACACAAAAUAUAUUUUAUGUAAGAGUUAAAUGUUUACAAGAAAUUAAAUGUUUUGAAGUUU
This is a messenger RNA of Sebastes umbrosus (honeycomb rockfish), 5231 nucleotides long. It is a transcript of the gene swt1, whose product is annotated as SWT1 RNA endoribonuclease homolog. NCBI's taxonomy places the organism in Eukaryota, Metazoa, Chordata, Actinopteri, Perciformes, Sebastidae. The coding region runs from base 207 to 4043 and encodes 1278 amino acids. The transcript has 17 exons. The record is from RefSeq and is a predicted model, not a curated record. Gene Ontology annotation, cellular component: nucleus.